CUGGAAUAACACAUAAACAACCCCAAUAGGACAAAUAGCAGCCGCCAACAUGAGCAUACCCAACGAAUAUAUUGCAAAAACGGAAGAUGUGGCCGAACAGGUUAUCAAGCGCGGCAAAUACGUACUACCGACUGUUGCACGAUUAUGCCUGAUCGCCACCUUCUUCGAGGAUGGCCUGCGCAUGUAUUUCCAAUGGAACGAACAGCGCGAAUACAUGGACAUGAGCUGGGGCUGCGGCAAGUUCUUGGCCACAGUUUUUGUGCUAACGAAUCUGCUGGGACAACUGGGCGGCUGUGGCAUGGUAAUGGCCAGAUUCAAGGUGGACAUUGCGGUCGGUCUGCUGUUCUUCAUUGUGGUGCUGCAGACAAUCGCGUAUUCCAUACUGUGGGACUUCCAGUUCUUGCUACGCAACUUUGCUCUGAUCGGCGCUCUGCUGCUGGUGUUGGCCGAGGCUAGGAUCGAGGGACGCAGCUUAUUUGCCGGCGUGCCAUCGCUGGGCGACAACAAGCCCAAGAACUUCAUGCAGCUGGCUGGUCGCAUUCUGCUUGCCUUCAUGUUCAUCACACUCAUCCGCUUCGAGCUGAGCGUGUGGAAUGUCAUUCAGGACAUCAUUGGCUCCACCUUGAUGGUGCUCGUUGUGCUGGGCUACAAGACAAAGUUGUCGGCGUUAAUUUUGGUUGCGCUGCUGACGGUGCUCAAUCUAUAUCAUAAUGCCUGGUGGACAAUUCCCUCGUACAAGCCACUAAGAGAUUUUUUGAAAUAUGACUUUUUCCAGACACUUUCGGUUAUCGGGGGUUUGCUCAUGAUUGUCUCCUUGGGCCCCGGUGGCGUCUCCAUGGAUGAGCACAAGAAGAAGUGGUAGAGCUUCUUCUACACCUACAAAAGCAAAUUUGACUUCAAUUGCGAUUAACUCUUGAAUGAGAUCAUUUAGUUAGAAUUACCAUAAAAUGGAACAACAGGAGAUGCACAACAACAACAACACCGAAUAGAACCCGAAAGAAAGAAUGAAAAAAU
Messenger RNA from Drosophila arizonae, 1014 nucleotides. It is a transcript of the gene Surf4, whose product is annotated as Surfeit locus protein 4. Gene Ontology annotation, biological process: Golgi organization. The record is from RefSeq and is a predicted model, not a curated record. NCBI's taxonomy places the organism in Eukaryota, Metazoa, Arthropoda, Insecta, Diptera, Drosophilidae. Gene Ontology annotation, cellular component: endoplasmic reticulum; membrane; endoplasmic reticulum-Golgi intermediate compartment.